This is a messenger RNA of Symbiodinium sp. CCMP2456, 1125 nucleotides long. Lineage: Eukaryota; Dinophyceae; Suessiales; Symbiodiniaceae. The record is from the annotation of a GenBank genome assembly.
GCCCUGCUUCCUCCUGUUGGGGUGUGCAAGAUGGAAAGCAGAUCCAAGGAGUUGUUUCAGCGGAUCUGCGGCGAGAUGGUGCUGCCAAACAUGAUCAUCUUGGGAGCGGCCAUCAGCUCCUGUGAGAAGGGCUCGCAGUGGAAGCCCGCUCUCGCCUUGCUCCACUUCGGGCAGCAAGAGGACGUCUACAUGGACGUGAUUUGCUACAGCGCUGCCAUCAGUGCCUGUGAGAAGUGCAGCAUGUGGCAAACAGCUUUCUUCAUGCUGGAGGACAUGAGAAGGUCCCUUGUUCGCUGCGACACCGUGGCUCUGUGCAGCUCCAUCAGCGCUUGCGAGAAAUCCUCGGAGUGGCAGAUGGCUGUGGAGACUCAUCUCCAGGCACGGAGCGUGCACCUCCAGCCGGAUAUCAUCGCCUGCAACGCCGCGAUGAGUUCGUGUGCGAAGCGCAAUCGUUGGGCACAUGCUUCUCUGCUUUUGGCAGCGGCCGAAGAGCCGUCGGUGGUGAGCUGCAGUGUGGCGAUUGCUGCCUGCACCGCUUUCUGGGAGUUGGCGAUGGCUUUCCUGACCUUCAUGGCCAUGUGCCGGCUUACCGCCAAUGCCGCCAGCCGCAGCAGCGCUGCGGAUGCCUGUGCAGGAGCCGGACGCUGGCGACUCGCACUUCGAGCCGCUCAGAGCGCCAAAGGCGGGGGGGCGGCGAACGCAGCGCUCCGGGGCCUGGCGGAGGCGACGGAGUGGAGUGCAGCGCUGGCUUUCCUGGGCCGCAUCACGCCGGAUGCAACCAGCUACUGCAGUAUCAUCGAGUCUUGCAGCUCCAAUGCGCUGCACAUGACCCGGCUCCUCUCAGACGUCCAGCAACUGGAGCUGAGAGUCUUGCCUUUGAGAUGCGCGCCCAGGAGUUUGACAAGCUUUGCAAAAGAGAAAUCAGCUGAACACCCCUGUUUGACGGUACAUGGAGGGUCCUCGUUAAGAGCAUGUCGCCAGUACGGAGAUGUCUGUGGCACCGGACCUUUGCUGGUUUCCGGUUGGAAUUCGAACCGUAGUUCAGCCAAAUUCCAGGACAAGCUGCAGAUAUUCCGAUCGGUUCAUAGCAACCCGGAACCUCUCCUAUAUAAUCCAUCAGACUGA